This is a messenger RNA of Naumovozyma dairenensis CBS 421, 1284 nucleotides long. It is a transcript of the gene WTM1, whose product is annotated as transcriptional modulator. The record is from RefSeq and is a predicted model, not a curated record. Gene Ontology annotation, cellular component: cytoplasm; Rpd3L-Expanded complex; Rpd3L complex. The transcript has a single exon. Gene Ontology annotation, biological process: regulation of gene expression. Bases 1 to 1284 code for a protein of 427 amino acids. Gene Ontology annotation, molecular function: histone binding. NCBI's taxonomy places the organism in Eukaryota, Fungi, Ascomycota, Saccharomycetes, Saccharomycetales, Saccharomycetaceae.
AUGACUAAAACUUACAAGCAAUCAGCAUACGAACAUAUCUCAAGUUUCAAACCAAAAUUUGUUCAACGUGUUGAUAACAUUUUACAUCACAGCAAAUCCCUAGCUUUCAGCACCAAUGUCACUCCAGAUACUGAUAAAGGAACAUUAACUACAAGUGUUAUCUAUUCUCAAGGAAGUGACAUCUAUGAAAUGCAAUGCUCUCUACCAAUUGCUGGUGACAAUGAUAAAAAACCAAAGCCGGGCUCUGAAUACGGGGAUGCCUUUGCUAAGGUUGAAAAGACUGCCUUAAGUCCAAAAUGGGUUUACUCUGGUGAAACUGUCGCUAAGAUGAGUUAUCUAGACGGUAACGAGACUACUUUAUUGGCCAUGUCAAAGAAUGGUUCUUUAGCAUGGUUCCAAGAUGGUGUCAAAGUCCCAGUUCAUAUUGUUCAAGAAAUGAUGGGUCCAGCUACCAGUUAUGCCGCCAUGCAUUCUCAUGUUAGACCAGAUUCAUUGGCUGUGUCUGAUUUCUCUUUAUCCUUAGAUAAUGAAACAAUUGUUAAAUCUCAAAGUAAUGGUUCUGAAGAAGACAGUAUUUUGAAAAUUGUGGAUAAUGCUGGUAAGCCAAGUGAAAUCUUACGUACAAUUCAUGUUCCAGGUACUACAGUUACACAUACUGUUAGAUUCUUUGACAAUCACAUGUUUGCUUCUUGUUCUGAUGAUAAUGUCUUAAGAUUCUGGGAUACAAGAACCAACGAUAAACCAUUAUGGAUUUUAAGUGACCCUCAAAAUGGUAGAAUGACAUCAUUCGAUGCCUCUACAGUCUCUAGUGAUCUAUUUGUCGCUGGUUUCUCUACUGGUGUUCUUAAAUUAUGGGAUGCCCGUGCUGUUGAAUCUGCCACUCAAGAUUUCACUAACAGACAAAAUGGUGAAGAACCAAUUCAAAAGGAAAUUGCCAACUUCUAUCACUCCGGUGGUGAUUCUGUUGUCGAUGUUCAAUUCUCUCCAACUUCUCCAUCUGAAAUCUUAACUGUUGGUGGUUCUGGUAAUGUUUACCAUUGGGAUAUGGAAUAUGCUUUGUCUAACUAUGAUCCAGAAGAUACAAACAGAGUUCCACAAGAUGCCUCCGAAGAAUUACAAACUGAAUCCUUAAGAUUCGUUCACAGAGGUGGUAGUAGAAGAAACCCACAACAACAUGGUAAGAGAAAUACUGUUGCAUGGCAUCCUGUUAUUGAUGAUUUCGUUGGUACAGUCGAUGAAGAUAGUUUAGUCACCGUGUAUAAACCUUUCACCAUCUCUUCUUAA